UGUUUCGUUUUUUUUUUUUAGCUAAAAUAUCAGUAGCAUCAUGAUUUUGCAUCAGAUUCUGCGAUUUUCUUCCCUUUUUCGCUCUGCUGUUUCCAUCCACUUGCGGAGAAACAUUGGGCUUUCAGCUAUUGUCUUUAAUAAGACAAAAGAGCUUGAUCCAGUUCAGAAGCUCUUCGUGGACAAGAUCAGAGAAUACAACACAAAGAGCAAGCAAGCUGGAGGGCCUGUUGAUGCAGGCCCUGAGUUUCAGAAAGACAUGAAUGAAUCGCUUGCUAGACUUCAACGGGCAUAUGGUGAGGGAGAUCUAACCAAGUUUCCAGAAUUUAAAUUUGAGG
This is a messenger RNA of Phaethon lepturus (White-tailed tropicbird), 335 nucleotides long. It is a transcript of the gene ATP5PF, whose product is annotated as ATP synthase, H+ transporting, mitochondrial Fo complex, subunit F6. The record is from RefSeq and is a predicted model, not a curated record. Gene Ontology annotation, molecular function: proton transmembrane transporter activity. The annotation marks the transcript as partial. The transcript has 2 exons. NCBI's taxonomy places the organism in Eukaryota, Metazoa, Chordata, Aves, Phaethontiformes, Phaethontidae. Gene Ontology annotation, biological process: proton motive force-driven ATP synthesis.